This is a messenger RNA of Pneumocystis murina B123, 1809 nucleotides long. RefSeq lists its product as hypothetical. Lineage: Eukaryota; Fungi; Ascomycota; Pneumocystomycetes; Pneumocystales; Pneumocystaceae. The transcript has 6 exons. Bases 1 to 1809 code for a protein of 602 amino acids. The record is from RefSeq and is a predicted model, not a curated record. Gene Ontology annotation, biological process: ribosomal large subunit biogenesis. Gene Ontology annotation, cellular component: Noc1p-Noc2p complex; Noc2p-Noc3p complex; nucleoplasm.
AUGGCAAAGACCUCAAAAUCUACAAAAAAAUUCGAAAAAAAAACGGCUUCAAAAAAAAAUGAAAUAAUAGAACCAGAAGAAAAUGAAUUAGUUGAUUGUUUUUCGAAGGAAGUUUCAGAUAGUCUUUCAGAAUUCAUAUCUGAAGAAAAUGAAAAUGAUAAUGUAUCAUUAAACGGCAAUGAUGAUCAUAAAGCACAACUUGAAGCUUUAAAAGAAGAAGAUCCAGAAUUUUAUAAGUAUCUUAAAGAAGAAGAAGCGGAAUUGCUUGCGUUUGAAGAUUCUGAUAUAUCAGAUACAAAGAAAAUAGAGGAUGACAAUAAAAAAGAUGAUAUAGAUCGAAAAACGCUGACAUUAUCUGUUCUAAAUAAGUGGGAGAAGAGUCUUGUUGAAGAAAAAUCGGUAAAAGUUCUAAAAAAAGUGGUCGUAGCAGUUCAUACAGCAAUUCAAUUUAACGAAAAAACGGUUUUUUCGACAAAUUCACUUAUAAGUGAUUCAGAGGUUUUUAAUGCACUUAUUAUCUUAGCAUUUAAACAGGUUCCUUCUAUUUUAUAUGAUUAUUUUCAAUCAAAAAUUUCUAUGCAUAAGAAAGAAAAGAGUCGGGACGAAAAAAAAGAAAAAGAGUUAUCAUUUAUUUUUAGAACUCAAUUUUCAAAUAUGUUACGUCUCUUACAUGAUUUAACUGAUUCAAAUACAUUACAUUUAAUACUAGAAGGGGCAGAAAAACUUAUACCAUGUGCUCUUACACAUAGAAAGUUCAUGAAAAAUUUGAUAAAACUUUUAGCAAAUCUAUGGAGUACACAGUCUCAUGAUCAAAUCAGAAAUUCUAUAUAUUCUAUAAUCGAAAAAACAUUUUCUACAAAUGAUAAAAAUUAUAUAGAAUAUGGCCUUAAAACAUUUUAUACGGCGCUUAUUCAGCAAUCAUCCCAUACAAAUACCAUUACAUUACCUUUUAUUUGUUCUAUGAAAAAUUUUGCAUCAAAACUUUUUGGUGUUGACCAAGUCAUUUCAUAUCAAGUUUCCUUUAAAUGUAUUCGCCAGUUAGCUAUCUAUUUACGUAAUGCAAUUAUUAAACAUGAUAAGGCAAAGGUUUAUAGUUGGAAAUAUGUACAUUCCAUUGAUUUUUGGUCUCUUGUUCUAUCUAACUAUUGUAAUAAAAUUGAAAAAAACACACAUACAUUAGUAAUGCGAGAUCUAAUUUAUCCGUUGGUUCAAGUAACCCUAGGAACAAUUAAAUUUGUAUCUUUAGUUCAAUUCUUUCCUUUGAAGUUUCAUCUUAUUCGAAGUUUAAUUCGCAUUUCUUAUUAUACAAAAGUUUAUAUUCCUUUGGCGCCCUAUAUUUUUGAAGUUUUAGAAUCUAAGGAAAUAAAGAAUAAACCAAAUCUCUCUACUGCAAAACCUAUUGAUUUUGAGUUAUGUAUACGCGUACCACAAUCCUAUCUUAAAGGGAAAGUUUAUCAAGAUGGAUUAAUUGAACAAAUAAUUGAAUUAUUGCAAGAAAUCUAUUCAUUACAAUGUAAAUCAAUAUCGUUUCCAGAAAUGGCAAUGCCCAUAAUAAUUCAGAUAAAACGGUACAUUAAACAAUCAAAAAAUUCCAAAUUAAAUAAGCUAUUAUCGAUUUUUAUAGAAAAACUUAAAGAGAAUUCAGAAUUUAUCAAUUCUCAAAGGAAUUCUAUAGAAUUUUUAGCGGAAAACAUAGAUAAAAUGAAUGCCUUUUUAGAAGAUUAUGAUUGGAAUAAAACCCCUCUAGGAAAAUAUGUUUGUCAACAAAGAAAAAUAAGACAAAGACUAAAAAAAGUUGAAGCAGAGUAA